This is a messenger RNA of Liolophura sinensis, 819 nucleotides long. Its product is annotated as collagen alpha-2(IV) chain-like. The coding region runs from base 1 to 819 and encodes 272 amino acids. The record is from RefSeq and is a predicted model, not a curated record. NCBI's taxonomy places the organism in Eukaryota, Metazoa, Mollusca, Polyplacophora, Chitonida, Chitonidae. The transcript has a single exon.
AUGAGACUGGUGGGACUGAUGGAAUCGAUGGGACUGAUGAAACCGAUGAAACCGAUGCUACUGGUGGGACUGAUGCGACUGAAGGGACUGACGGCACUGACGGCACUGAUGAAAGCGAUUGCACUGAUGGAACUGAAAGGACUGAUGGGACUGAUGGAACCGAUGGAACUGAUGAGACUGAAGAGACUGACGGGCCUUAUGGAACGGAUGAGACAGAUGGGACUGAUGGAAAGGAUGGGACCUGCGGGACUGAAGAGACUGAAGAGAUUGACAGGACUGAUGGAACCGAUGGGACUGAUGGGACUGACGGCACUGAUGGAGCCGAUGGGACUGAAGGGGCUGAAAGGACUGAAGGGACUGAAGGCACUGACUGGACUGAUGGAAAGAAUGGGACUGAAGGGACUGUUGGAAUCGGUGAGACUCAAGGGACUGAUGGAACCGAUGGGGCUGAAGGGACUAACUGCACUGAUGGAACCAAUGGGGCUGAAGGGACUGACGGCACUGAUGGAACCGAUGGGACUGAUGGGACUGACGGCACUGAUGGAGCCGAUGGGAUUGAAGGGGCUGAAAGGACUGAAGGGACUGAAGGCACUGACUGGACUGAUGGAAAGAAUGGGACUGAAGGGACUGUUGGAAUCGGUGAGACUCAAGGGACUGAUGGAACCGAUGGGGCUGAAGGGACUAACUGCACUGAUGGAACCAAUGGGGCUGAAGGGACUAACUGCACUGAUGGAACCAAUGGGGCUGAAGGGACUAACUGCACUGAUGGAACCAAUAGACGGGACUGACGGGACUGAUGGAACCAAUAGACGGGACUGA